This is a messenger RNA of Aethina tumida (small hive beetle), 419 nucleotides long. RefSeq lists its product as uncharacterized. The transcript has 3 exons. Bases 22 to 393 code for a protein of 123 amino acids. Lineage: Eukaryota; Metazoa; Arthropoda; Insecta; Coleoptera; Nitidulidae. The record is from RefSeq and is a predicted model, not a curated record.
AUUUUAUAAAGCAAAGUUAAAAUGAAGACCUUGCUUAUGUUUGCAAUUUUGCUAAAACUUUCUUUAGCAAUUUCAGUUAAUUUAUCCAAAUUAAAACCGAGAGAUAAUGAUGGUUGUAACAAUACAGACAUAAGUGAACUGGCAAUGCAGAUAUCAGGUUCUACAGGACCAGAUUUCGAAUAUAGUUUAACCCUUACUUGGCCGCCGGUACCAGACAUUAAUACUAAAUUAAUUAAUUGCGUUUUGAUUCAGGUUGUUGAAGGCGAUGGAUAUGGUGGGAAUGUAUCCAUAAUAAAAGGAGGCGUUGGGUUCUAUUAUGUAAAGAUUUUGAUUAUUUCGGAACCGUUUCUGUCCUUUGCAUACAACGUUACAAUCUAUACAGAAACGGUAUAAUUAAAAAUAAAGGGACUAUAUUUAUA